Messenger RNA from Zalophus californianus (California sea lion), 846 nucleotides. It is a transcript of the gene NBDY, whose product is annotated as negative regulator of P-body association. NCBI's taxonomy places the organism in Eukaryota, Metazoa, Chordata, Mammalia, Carnivora, Otariidae. The transcript is spliced from 3 exons. The record is from RefSeq and is a predicted model, not a curated record. The coding region runs from base 107 to 313 and encodes 68 amino acids.
GCGAAACCCGGAGGAAGCUCUGUGCCUGGAAAGGACCCGCCGCCAUCUCAGGUCUCGGCCUCGCCGGGCCCACUAGAGAGAGCUGACGCCCAGUCCUAUAAUCCUUAUGGGGGACCAACCUUGUGCCUCCGGGAGAUCCACACUCCCACCUGGAAAUACCCGGGAAACCAGGCCUCCAAAAAAACGCUGCCUCCUAGCUCCACGGUGGGAUUAUCCAGAAGGAACCCCCAACGGAGGUAGUAACCCUCUUCCCUCCGCACCUUCUCCUGCAUCACCGGGCCUGAAAUCGCACCCUCCUCCUCCGGAGAAGUAGUAGAAUAUACUUCUCCCACCCCAAACCAGUCUUUGAGGGAUUGCAGAACGAAUCCAUUUCCUUGGUGCAUUCAUAAAAUGGUUCAUCUAGUGAAGACAAUGAAGAUUAUUGACGCUGCUGCCCUGCUUUUUCUGAUGUCCUGCACCAGCUUUUCUUACUGUACCAGCUAGGAUCUUCACUACAAUGAGAAACAGUAACAGUGAUAGAGGAUUUUCUUCUCUUGCUUUUGAAUUUACAAGGGAAUUAUACAAAUGUUUCACGAUUUUUAGAUUUGCUUCUUCAGGAUAAGGAAGUUCAUUUCUAGGAUUAGUAUGCUGAGACAUUUUAAUUAUGAAGGAAUAUGGAGUUUUUCUCAAUUAAUUUGAGAGUGUGACCAUGUGAUAAAUUACAGUAAUCAAUUUCUAAUGUAUUUUCUGAUUUUGGUUUCAUCACCCUCACCAUUGAAUAUGUUGUUUUUUAAAAUUUUUGUUUUAAUCUUUGUUAUUUUCUUUACUUGCUUUAUGUUUGCUCUUUUUCUAAUUUUUCUUCUGGAC